Molecule: messenger RNA, 1791 nt
Organism: Cryptosporidium muris RN66
Lineage: Eukaryota; Apicomplexa; Conoidasida; Eucoccidiorida; Cryptosporidiidae
Exons: 1
Coding region: 1-1791 (596 amino acids)
Source: RefSeq, a predicted model, not a curated record
AUGACUAGCUUGGAGAAAUCUCUAAAUAAAAAUCUUUUCAAAUUCUUAGAUUCCCAAACAAAGUUAGAAACUGCAAGACAUGACAAACUAUCAAAUGACUCAUGUUUACUGAAAGAAUCCCUUUCCAAGAAUAAGAAGGAAUUCCUUGAUUCUUGGCAGCUAUAUAAAAGUGAAAGUAUUAUUCCAAAAUUCAGCUAUAACAUAGAAACUAGCCAUAAUGCAAAAAAGAAACGUGAAUUGUUGAAGCAAGCGAGUAUUGAAACUUAUAAUUCAAUAUACGGUACUGAUAGGAGCGAUAUAAAAAAGUAUUACAGAGGUGACAGAGGUAUUGACUUCUCUAAUAAUGAGGUUUUGGAGGAUUUACUGGUGAUGUCUACAGAGGAGUCAAAAAUUACACCUGAAAUACUAAAGAAACUCGAUAACGGCAUAACAAUGGGAACAAUUCCUGAUAAACUAGCAAAGCUUAUUGAAGAGAAAAAGAAACCACGUAGUUCAAGCUAUUUCUCAAUAGGAAGAAAAGAUCAGAAAUAUGCAUUCCGAGAUAGUCCUAGUUCAUCUAAUUUACUAAAAUUCUCUUUAAACCCUUUUACUUCCCUAAGCAAGGCAUCUUAUAGUAGAAGUUUCGAUGAUGAUAAUCAUGAAGUGGAACAGUAUGAUAUGUAUGAUUUAAAUAGAGUGAAAGUUGAUAAAUUUGAUACAAAAUUUAGGAAAGGAGUUGAUAGUGUUGGUUAUAAAUUCAAAGCAGUACCAGAUAAAGUUUUGAAAAACUUACAAUCUCGUUUACUUGAGAAAUUACCAACAGAUAUUGAGCCUACUUCAAAAGAUAUUUUAAAGUUGUAUGCCCCUUAUACAAAGUUAGAAACAAAUCCUACUAAUUUAAGAGAGUCUGAGUCAGGUAUGAAGUCUAGGAAUAUAGGUAAAAAUAAUCGUGAAGUAAAUAUGGAGCAGUCUAAAGAUGAGUUAAAAUAUGAAUACAAAAUAAAAGAUACUAGCAGUUCCUUAAUUGGCAAGUCAAUUGCUAGAAAAGGCUUUGGAGUUUCUUUCAAGUCUGCAGUCAUACCUAUGGACAAUAUAGCUAAAUCAGAAGAGUUGUUCAAUUUAUACAAGGAGUAUCUGAAAACUUUGAGGUACUGUGAUCAUCUUAAUAAAGAGAAUUCUUCGCUAGUUGAAUUACACCAGUGUUUAAAAACUUUAAGAGAGAUGAGCAAUCAACUAAAGAAUGGUACUAUUACUGAGAACUUGAAAGUUAAGCCAAAAAGUUAUAGUCAGAUGAUUAGAAAUAGAGGUUUAGAAGAAAUUACUGAAGGUCCACACAAGUCCAGUGAUAUAGAAAGCGAGGUUAAUGACCAAAGUCUUAGCACUAAAGAGAGCACAAAUAGCAUCAAACAGCACAACACUUUGAUUAUGGACUCAUUGCUGAGUGACUUGAGCGUUAUACCAAAUUAUUUGAGAAAAGAGCAUAUGCUUACAAAAAGUAAUCUACAGUCUAGUGAGAAAAAUGGAUUAGCAGAGAUAGGAAUUGAUCAAGAUAAUAUAUGUCUCAAUAAUACAAGUGAAUUGUUGCAAAAAGUUGGAGUUAGCCGUGAGGAGUGGAUAUCAAGUGAGGCCUUGAGAAGAGCACUAAUAAAAUAUCGCGAAGUAGAAGAAGCUUUAAAUAAUUUUCAAACAUCUUCUAUAAUUGGAACUCAUGGAAAAAUUGAAGCUCAUAAGAGAAUUGCUGAAUAUCAAAAGGCACGAAGUGAUGUUGAUUCUGAAAUAAAAAAACUGAGACUUAGGGGAGGAAUCCGUUGA